AUGAGUACUCAAGCACCAGGCUAUUCAAGUCAUAAUCCAAUAACUUUGGAUCUGGAUCUGAACCUGGACCUGGACCUGGACCAGAACUUCGAAGAUGCUCUAGACGAUUUCAGUCAAGUAGAUAUCAAAUGUGAAAAUUCCAAUCUCGUUUCUACCGAUGAGCAUAUUUGGUCGAGCCCUCAAUCGUUAAGGCGAAGCCUGCCAUGUUCUUCAAUGCAAACUACUCCAGCGAGGACAAAUGUGUUCAAAGACGAACUUGACUACUUGGCCAAAAAUAACUUUGUGUUUGUUGAGUCUCUAGGAUACUUCUACCUGGAAAAGAGACAUUUAUUCAUAUCUUCAGAUUCGAAAUAUGCUACUUCCAGAUUAUAUAUAAAGUCAAAGCAAGGAUUUCUUGACCUCAUUAGCAAACUAACAAAACAAUCACCUUAUUACAACCAAAUAGAAGGCGAGUCAAAUAUUGUGAAUGUGGCUACCAUUCCAAGCCCUAUCCCUGGCAUUGAAGCCGAAGAAUUUGCCUUCUGUGAUUCAUGUAAGUACACCAGAAACAUUGGUCACCUCCCAGUGAAAUGUGCCAGUCAUGGAUACAUGAGAAGGGGAGAAGGCUAUAGAGUGGAACUGGGUGGUUUCUUUCUAUUGAAGGAAUUCCCACGUAUGCCUUCUUUACCUGCUACUCCUCCGCCAAGCACUCCAAAUGUGACUGAAGGAAUUCAGGCAACACUUUGCUCUUCUCCCAUCUCUCUCCGAUCUAGCUUCAUCAAUAGGGAAUUAAAGGGCCCUCGCUUCACCAAUAGAGACUUACAAGUCCAAUUGAAGGGUUCUAUAAUUACCAAUAUGUGUGUGAGUGAGUCUGAUAAUAUGAGCGCUAAUGCCUUUUUGAAAAAAUACGCCAAUAUUGUAUACAUUCCUAAUGUGGGAUUAUACUGGCACGAACAGGAACGUAUAUUUUUGGAUACAAACUCUGAAAUUGCUCACAACUCGUUGUGUACUAUCAUUGAAAGAUAUAUGUUUCUAUAUAUACAUAUGCAGGCAUUUAUAUCAAAUUCCAAGUACUGGAAUUUGCUAGCCGGCAUUGAUGCAUUGGUCGAGACUGACAAAACUAUUAUUUGGUUGGACGAACCCCUUCAAGUCAUAGAGCCUUCAGUUAUCCAGUACUGCCCUAAUUGUAUCAAUUCGCCUAUCAGCAAUGAUCGUUGUGAUGUCGACAAUCUUAAUAUUCUAACUGGAAUGGGAUACAGAAUCGAGCUGGGGUCGAUUUUCUUAUUGAAACUGAGUGGAGAAAUGACGGGCCAAGGUAAGGAUGCUCCUGAUUCUGAAUAUAUUGCUUCUGAGUCGGAUACUCUUUUCGUGGGAGAUAUUCAAGAAGGCGGCUCAAGGUCGGUAGACAUAGCUUCUGAUAUGGAAAUUGGCACAGUAGAUAAUGGUCAAGAAUGUGUGGAAUUGAAGGUAGUAAAUGGUGCUUCUGAAUCGGAUACUCUUUUCCUGGACGAACAUGACUCUAGGUCGGUAGAGAUAGCUUCUGACAUGGAAACUUGUACAGUAGAUGACAAUGUUCAAGAAGGUGACUUUAGGUCAUUUGACAAUGCUUCUGAUUCUGAUAUGGUAGAUAAUUGCGUACAACCAACUAAAUACUACAUGUGUCAUACGUGUAAGUACAUGUCCCACCACUCCAGCGUUACCGCUCAUAUAAAAAGAGCCAAGCACCAACGAGAAGAGGGACCUGAAAAACAUGUUGUCUUUGGCUACAGUGUUCGAAACGUAGAGGCCAAGACGAACUACUUCUGUGUUCAAGAUCUGAGCGUAGUGGAUAGUUUUUACGAACCAGCAAAGAGGAUUCCUGAUUUGCAAAAUGUAGAUCAGUUUUUAAACAGAUACAGUGGACAUGAGUAUACAAAAUACCGUUCUUUUUUAUCCACGUCUCAUGACAAAAGAUGGCCACGUUUGGUACAAUUGUGCAAGAAAUAUGUAUCGAAGAAAAGAAUAUCAUUGACACCCAGAUCUUCCCUCUCAUUGCUCAUCACAAAUCCCAGAUUUUGCACCACCCCAAAGUCUGCCCUGCGAUACGGACUCAUGCUUGCCAGAUUCCUCUAUGUUGCAAUGAAAAUGUGUGAGUUGAGGGAACACAAAGCUAUGAAAGACUUUGAUCAAGUAUUCUGUGCCAACAAAAAACAGGGAUUGCGAAGAUUUUUCAGUCAAAUGAAGAUAUUUGGCGCGUUCUGGUUGUUGUCUCCGGUGCCAAUGUUGCAAGAAGACGAUCCAAACGCCAUGGAAGAUGUCUUUAUGAACAGCCUAAUGGUGUGUCUUCUUGAUGAAGGAAGAAUAGGAUUCAAGAUCAAGUCGUACCGCUGCGAUUUUUGCAGUGGUUUAUCUUUUGCAUUCAAAUGCAUAGCUGUUGAUGUGAUGAAAAAAGACAAGUCUUAUGUCCGACCUUUUGUUGAGGAUUGUAACAGGUCGGUAUCCAUAGCACUCAACUUUGGCCGAUUUUGCAAGUUCAGUGCCGAUGUGCACUCGUUGAGUCCUCGUACAUUUGGAAGGACCAUGAACGUGCUACAUGUUGGAGACAAAAUAAGAAUAAAUACAUUUGAAGUCGGACUCGACGACAUCAAAAAAUGGGUCCAUACUGCCAUUCAGCAAUAUGUACUUGAAGUUGAGGAACUUUUCAUGGACAUCAACAUCACGCCAACCAUGGCCAUGAAUGAGAUGAUGGCAGCACAAAAACCAAGAGUUGUUGGAAUGCCUCAAACUAGUUACAACUGGGAUCAAAGGGAUAUCGACAGAUGCUUGGAAAUUAAUCUGGUUGAUAAGUAUGACAUCAAGAGUCUUCAGUAUUUCCGUCGCCGACUCUCUAGAUUGAACGACUUGUUUUUUUACAUGAUCUUGUUGACGUGUGGGUCUCCAUACCGUUUAACGGAAUUAUACCUGGUUCUUAUUCGUAAUGAAGAAAGAUUGGGAAGUAAUGUGUUUGUUGCUGAUGGGAUGCUUGGACUCUUUACCAACAAUGGAAAGAACAGUAUGAAGUAUAGUCGAGAACGUCCUAUUCUUAAGAUGUUGCCCGAAGAGGUGUCAGAGUGUUUGGCUCACUAUAUCUAUUUUGUCCGGCCAUUCGAACACACUCUUGUCGAAUACCAAGAACAAACCGGUUCAUUGAGCCACACAGAGUUCAAGAAACUAAGUGAUAAAUACAAGUUCCAUUUGUUCGUGGGAGAGAAACAAAUCAAAAACAGCACUACUCUUGGAAAAUCGUUCCGUAAGUUCAUAAAUAAAACAACUCCAAAGCUUAGAGGAAUCAUGUACGGUGAAAUAAGACAAGUGCUUUCAUAUUUUGUUGGGGCGAACGUCUCUGGGAUGAUUGGAUUACAGAUCAAGAUUGACAACACCCUUGCCGAACAGGCUGGGCAUUCGUUUAGUAGGUUUGUCGAAAGUUAUGCCACAAAUAGAGAUGCUUACAAUCAUGUAAUGCUUCAACGAAUGAGAGACUGUCUGGUAGCCUGGCAUACGUGUUUGGAGAUGAGUACUCUUCAGAUAUUUACGCCUAGCGUAUUUACUAGGAACGAACCACCUAAAUUGACAGGUGAAGAACUUAUAGAGGCUGGCAGACAGAUGUUUGGACAACACUUCAAGUUCAAGGAGGGCCAGCAACAGGCUACAUCGGAUGUGGCCAAUUGCUUCAGUAUGAUGGUGGCUAUUAACCUGGGAAAGACGACUAGUUGCAUCAUUGCGAUGUUGGCGGAGCUUAAUUUCAGUCAACGCCAGUCCCAACGAGGUAGAAAGAUCUAUUUAGUUACGAUAUUUGUUGUUCCAUACAUUUCUACACUCAACUCCACCGUCCGGCAAUUGACAGACUUAGGAUUCAAGGUGCGUACGUUUCAUGGUUCUGCUGGACAGGCCAACGACUAUGAUGUUCUCUUGAUGCUGCUUGAAGAAGGCCACCUUAGAUAUCUUAAUCAGGUAGUCAGACAUUUUGAGUCUACAGUUCAUCAAGGCAGGAGCUUUCUCCGGCGGGUGGUGGUUGACGAUGCCCAUGUUUUGCAGAUGAAAGAAUAUGCGGUAGAUGGCAAUAGAAAUGUACCUGUUGUCUUUUUGACGUCAUUCCUUCCACAGGCUUCAGACAAUUCGAUGCGUACAUUAUUUAAUCUCGACCGCUUGGGAAGGGUGUCGUCACUGGAAAGACUGUUGCCUCACAAAGAAUUCACUCUCUUCAAAAAGCCGAAUGUCAGUUCAAUAAAUCAGACUAUUUUAGAAAGAAUUAGGAGUUUGGGUUCAGCGCUUGUGUUUGUUCAAUCUCGUGAAAAUGUGUUAUACAUGGAACAUCAUUUGACUGAAGAGGAGGUUCAAUGUAUAGGCAUCUAUGGACCACCACAGUGCAGAACAGCAGCUUUAAAUAAGAUGGCCAGUGAGAAUAUCAAGGUUGUGGUCACUACGGCAGAAGCCAUGGUCGGACUUCAUGAGUUCGAAUCUACCACCGUUUUGUUUGCAUAUGCGAUUAAAAACCCGAUAGAAUUGCUUGUUGCCAGUCAAUUUAGUAGUGGGAAGGUGGAGAUGGUGUUGUACAACACUUGUUCCUCCAAGUUUCAACGGGACUUAUUGAACGAAUGUGUCAACAUAAUAUUAAUGAGACACAUGCGUUUAAGGGAAGAAACCUGUUAUGAUGCUGGCAAGGAGCAGUGUCAUGUUUGUUUCAACAAGAGAAGAAGAAGAUUAUACUACCUGAUUUCAUGA
Messenger RNA from Scheffersomyces stipitis CBS 6054, 4719 nucleotides. RefSeq names its product ATP-dependent DNA helicase (gene ADD3.3). The record is from RefSeq and is a predicted model, not a curated record. Lineage: Eukaryota; Fungi; Ascomycota; Pichiomycetes; Serinales; Debaryomycetaceae. The coding region runs from base 1 to 4719 and encodes 1572 amino acids. The transcript has a single exon.